Messenger RNA from Penicillium canescens, 1973 nucleotides. RefSeq lists its product as uncharacterized. The transcript has 3 exons. Lineage: Eukaryota; Fungi; Ascomycota; Eurotiomycetes; Eurotiales; Aspergillaceae. Bases 1 to 1431 code for a protein of 476 amino acids. The record is from RefSeq and is a predicted model, not a curated record.
AUGUCUCGCCCACGAAGCGCAUCAAAUCUCGCGCUUUCUUUUACUUCAGACAAACCGCUGGGACUACAAAGAUGCGGAUGGAAUAUUCCUAUCAACAGGCUUCUCUUCUCGUGGUCAACGCUUCCAGUCUUCCGAUAUAGGGCGCUUUCAGCCCUGUAUCUCACCUUCUCUCUCACCAUGUCGACCGGGCGCAAGGUCUUUCAUUGUGCCGUGGAUGAGACGGCCUUGUCUACCAAUAUUAGCGAGAUCAAGAAAUGGACUACCAACGGGGCAAUCGAUCUUGUCGUUCCUCUUUACACCCUUGAACGCCUCCAUGCGCUGAAGCGAGCCGGAUCUCAGGUCGCCAUCAACGCCCGCGAGGCUGUGCGCUUUCUCGACCGGGUCACCUCUGGCAAGGAUCAUAUCGCCGCCGACCGAGUCCUUCUCCAAGGCCCGAUGGAACAAUAUGACCGCUGGGAAGAGGCCGAGAAAUUCUUCCUUCCGGAAUUCGAGGAGGAGCCCGAGGCAAUCGACGACGCAGUCACCAAUGGCGAGGCGACCGAGCCCCUCGCAAAAGAGACAAUCACCAAGACCGAGCCUAACGACCUGUCGCAAAUGCUCCUCUCCAAGUUGAACUUCAAGAAGGACCCAGAGGCCGCGUCGAUCACUUCCGUCGGUUCGCCCAGUGGACCUGGCUCGCGCACGUCCUCUCGCAGCUCUCGCACCAGUCCUGAAUGCGCCCAGCACGAUUCAAGCAAUGGAACCGCCAAGAAUGAGAAGAGCAAGGCCUCUAACCACCAGCGCUCGAUCUCCGCAUCCGUCAUCCCGACCGCACCGGCCGCCCUUCGCCCUCUGCUGAGCGCCUUACUUUGGCGCCUGCACAACGGACCCGACGCUGAGAACUCCGCAAAGACUUGCAUCCUGAUUACCAACGACCGCGCGACCCAGGUGUGGGCGCAGAAGUUUGGAAUUGGCGUCAAGAACAUCCUCCAGUUGCGCACCGCUAUUCAAUACGAGGAGCGCGAGUACAAGAACCGCUGCAAAUACGUCGAGAAGAUCCAAACCCUACCCUCCGAACCCAAGACCUUAUUGUCCUACGAGGAAGAAAGCGACGAGGAUGAGCUGGUCUUUGUUCCCCGUGGUCGUGGCAAAGGUGCGCCUCGUGCUUCGCGUGGUGGCCAGCGCAAGGCUGCUCCCAAGCCGGCCCCCAAGUCUGCGCCUGCUCCCGCCGAGAACUCGGUUGAGGUUCCAACCCAGCCUAUUGACCCUGACUCGUUCAGCCGGUCUUUGGGUGGCGCCACCAAGCAGCCCACCGUGGACUUGAACACGCAACCAGGUGCUACCCGAGGGAUCUCGGGCGCCUCUCGUCGUUCCUCCAAUGGACGCCGAGGCGGGCCUUCUCGCGGUGCACGAGGUAGCGGUCGUGGCCGGGGCAAGCUCUGGGUUCCUUGAUUACACGAGUGACGGUCUACCGACUCUAUCAUUUGAUAGGAUGACGUAGAUCGUGUUGGACCAACGCAUCCAGAACCGGACAAGGGUAUCUCUUUUCUCUUUGCUGGGCUGCUACUAUAUCUUGCUGUGAUUGCUUGAUUGCCCGCAGAGUGUGUUCCCCUCUCUAAUCCCCGGCAACUCCAGACCACGAUCGGAUCUCGGACUAUCUCGACCUCGAACAGGACAUGAAUCCAGUGGAGGAUUCAGUCCGCGGCCCCUGUGCUGCAUGGAUUUGUUGAAGAUUGUCCCUCUUUGCCCUGUUCCCCCUCGGAGGAGAUGGGAGGCGAUGAAUGUUAUUUUGGAGGGAGAUUAUGAUAGUUGAUUUUGAUUCAUCUACAUCCCAGUUGUAAAGUGCACAUGGUCCAGUAAAUUGUAGUGUGAUACCUUAUGUAUGGAGUAUAAAGAAUGAAGUAUCAAGUAUGAAGGCUGAAUGAAGUAUAGACAGCUGAACGGGACUUCCCCGCGUGAUUGACCCGUGGGACAUACACAUCACUUGACUUUCC